UGUCAUUUCUCAACACAGAUCACCAACCUAGAGAUGACAGGAGAUGAUUCAGAAACACAAUCCAAGAAGAGGAGUCGAUCGGACGACGACAACUCCUCUUCGGACGACGACAUGGGACCACAGCUCCCCUCUACUGAUGCACCCAAGAAGAAGCGUCGCAAGCUUCCCUACGAAAAGCUCUAUAUUUCAGCCCUUCCAACUUCGGCGCGCUACUCGAAAUCCUUGAUGCAUAAAGAGCAGCUGGCUUUCGUGACCAUGACACCCCUGACCGACUUCCUAAUUACCAGCUCCGUGGACGGCGUUGUCAAGUUCUGGAAGAAAGGUGCGGAAGGAAUUGAAUUCGUUAAGGAGUUUAGGGCGCAUAAUGGGGAGAUCAAGAGUGUGUCUGUGAGCGCGGACGGGAGGAGCUUUGCCACAGCUGGAGCGGACAAGAGCAUCAAGAUUUUCGAUGUUAUGACUUUUGAUCUGCUGUCUAUGUUGACUGUGGAGUUCACUCCAAAAUGCGUGUGUUGGAUACACAAGCGUGGGGCUUCCCUACCUUUGCUUGCGGUCUCGGACGAAGUCAACCAUACGAUUAGGAUAUAUGAUGGGAGAGGAGAGAACCAGGAGCCAAUACAUACGAUUUCAGGGCUUCAUAGAAGCGUGGUAUCGUUAAUGGCUUUCAAUGAUGCAUACGACUGUGUCAUUUCAGCGGACGAGAAUGGGAUGAUCGAGUAUUGGCGCCCAGGAAGCUACGAGAAACCGAACAACGUCUUCGAAUACAAGAGCUCUACGGAUCUCUUCGAGUUCAAGAAGGCGAAAUCGACCCCCGCCUCGCUGACGAUUUCUCCUUCGGGAUCACAAUUUGCGACAUUUUCCUUCCCGGACCGGAAAAUACGGGUGUUUAAUUUCCCAACAGGAAAACUCUACAGGACUUACGACGAGUCACUACAGACGAUAGAAGAGAUGCAGCAAGCUGGUACAGCUCUUCAAAAACUCGAAGACCUUGAGUUUGGACGUCGGCUUGGAGUAGAGCGAGAGCUUGACAAUCCAGCCUUCCGAAAUAAGGUCAAUGUCAUCUUCGAUGAAACUGGACAUUUCAUCAUUUAUGGAUCGAUGCUGGGAACCAAGGUGUUGAACACCUACACGAACCGGGUGGUCAAGGUGUAUGGAAAGGAUGAGAAUUUCAGACCUCUCAGCAUUGCUAUGUACCAAGGACAACCGCAAAAGAAAGGGAUCACGACUGUUGCUAUGGCAGCCUCGAAUAACCCACUUCUUCAAGAAUCGGAAGCACGAGAUCCAAUUCUCUUUACGACUGGAGUUGGUAAAGUACGGUUUUAUAUGUUUACCAAUGAUGAGAACAUCUCGAAAUCCGAGCGAGAUGUCCAGAAUGAGAAGCCCACGAAUCCUCAUGCGAAAAAGGCUGUUGAGGCCAAAGCAGCUGAGACUGGAACAGCUGCCAUUAUCCACACUACUUAUGGGGAUAUCCACAUCCGUCUUUUCCCAGACGCUGCUCCGAAAGCUGUGGAAAACUUCGUUGUGCAUUCAAAACAGGGGUACUACAACAACACCAUUUUCCACAGAGUUAUCCGAAAAUUCAUGAUUCAAUGUGGAGACCCACUUGGAGACGGGACAGGCGGAGAGAGUAUCUGGGGAAAGGAAUUCGAGGAUGAAUUCAGUACCCUCAAGCAUGACAAGCCAUACACAGUUAGCAUGGCCAAUGCAGGCCCCAACACGAAUGGAAGCCAGUUCUUUAUAACGACAGAUAAGACAGCUUGGCUUGACAAUAAACACACGAUUUUCGGAAGAGCUAUUCAGGGGUUGGAUAUAAUCCACAAAAUUGAGAAUGCGAAGGUGUACAAGGAGAAGCUAGAGGAGGAUAUCAAGAUUCUCAAUAUAGAGAUCAUGUAAUGUAAACAUUCAAAAACACAAUUUAUGAAUGAUGCCUCUUUUCAUUCGGG
Messenger RNA from Hyaloscypha bicolor E, 1940 nucleotides. RefSeq lists its product as uncharacterized. The coding region runs from base 34 to 1890 and encodes 618 amino acids. Gene Ontology annotation, biological process: protein peptidyl-prolyl isomerization. Lineage: Eukaryota; Fungi; Ascomycota; Leotiomycetes; Helotiales; Hyaloscyphaceae. The record is from RefSeq and is a predicted model, not a curated record. Gene Ontology annotation, molecular function: peptidyl-prolyl cis-trans isomerase activity; protein binding. The transcript is spliced from 3 exons.